Molecule: messenger RNA, 1491 nt
Organism: Ceutorhynchus assimilis (cabbage seed weevil)
Lineage: Eukaryota; Metazoa; Arthropoda; Insecta; Coleoptera; Curculionidae
Source: the annotation of a GenBank genome assembly
AUGAUUGCCGAUUGGUUUGCUGCAAAUACUGGACAAAUAACAUUAAGAAGACAAUUGAGUAAAGUACCAAAAGAGACAACGAGAAAACAUAUCCAGGAAAAAAUAUUGGAAAAGCAAGGAAACGAUUGGCAAAAGAAAGCUUAUAUUCUGUCUUCAUUUUUGGCCUUCAAAGUAAUCAAAAAUCCAAAGGAAGUGUGCCAUACACGAUUCUCAAUCCGUUCCCAGCCAGAGUCAUUCUCUCUAAUGACCAGUAAUGAUCAGGUCGCUAUCAGCACCAACGUCGGUCGCUUUGAUGCGACCCCCGUUGAGGAGACGCAUGCUCAUCCCGAUACAAUGGAUAAUAAAACUUUUACCAACUUCAUAGGGAAUGAGCUUAUAAGAAAAUUCAAAUCAUUUGAUGCAAUAUUAUUCAAAGAAGGAUUGAACAAUGAAUUUCUUAUACUUCAUCAAAUGUGGAAUUAUUUCGGAAAGCCUGAUAAGGAAGACGAUGCCGUAGAGACAGUUAACAUGGAAGUUAUGGAGUAUGAAAACGAAGAACAUUCCAGUGAAUUGGAAGAGGCCAGAGGCAGACCAGAACCAAAAACUAGGCCCUUACAUUUGGAAAAUAUCAAUGUUAAUGAAAGUAUCAACAUUAACCCAUUAGAACCGAUCAGAUCAGAUUGUGAAACUUCAGACCCUUUUAGUAUAUUUAUUCAUACUUCAGGAAGCAGACCAGAAACAAAAACUAGGCCUUUACAUUUGGAAAAUAUCAAUGUUGAUGAAAGAAUUAGCGUUAAUCCAUUAGAUCCUGUAAAAGAAUCUGCGAAUUCAACUGAUAUUGCAACUAAUAAUUUUGGAAAUAUAAAAUUGCCUGAAACUUUGAAGACACCUUCAAUAGAUAAAACUGAUGCAGCUACUUCAUUAUUACCAUCAACCAGUAAAAGAUGUAUCAGUGAUUUCCUUACGAUACCAGACAAACCCCAGCGAAAGAAGAAGCGGGAUGUAGAGCGUGUUUCGUUUGCCAUAACUUCUAGAUCUUACCAAGAAAAUUUUGAAGCCAAACGCGCGCUUAAAUUAAAAGAGGAGAGUGAGAAAUUGGAGAGGAAACGAUUGAGAGAAGAAAAGGCUGCAGCCAAAGCAAAUUUGGAAAUUAAAAGAGUUCGUAAGUCAGCUGAUGGUAUAACUAAUGGCAAUUGUUUUGUAUGCACUAAACAACUAUAUAAAAAUAGCCACUACUUUAAAUGUGAUAGUUGCAAAAAAUAUAUCCAUCGUCACUGCGUUCCCAAGAAACACAAAAACCACGUUCCCGACUUAGAAGAUGUUGAUCUGUUCAUGUGUCACAUUUGUUACAAGGAGGAAAGCGAUGAUGGAGCCGAUAGUGAAGAUUUUGAUGAGAAUGAAGAGGAAGAUAACUUAGAAAUAGAUCAAAACAAAAACGACAAUGAUUUAAAUGAUAAAAGUUCAGACGAAAAGAAGAAAACUGAUGAAAAUGAGGAGGAAGAAAUAGAUUAA